AUGGCUUCGCUACAUCCGCACGACCACUUCUACUCCAACAGGCACAGCAAUCACAGCAGUCACUCCCCAUCACCCGAAGCCGAAAAGAUGCUCAAGCACACAAACGGCACGCCCGGCCCCGAGACCGAUGCCAUCCCGGAUGGAUUGGAGCUCAACACGGGGGCAAAUUACAGCACGGCGCCGCAGACGUAUGAGCCGGCGCAGGCGCAACCGUACUAUGGCCAGCAACAGCAACAGCACCAGCACCAACCUCACACGCCGCAGACGAAUUACACCGAGACGACGUACGCUCACAAUCAGCACUCGCCGAUGCCGGAAAAGCGCCCGGCGGAAGGAAAUGGAAGCAAAGAUGACGGGACAAUAUGCGGGUUGCGCAAGGCGACGUUUUGGCUUUUGGUUCUCUCCAGUUUGUUGUUCUGUGCCUUGGUCGGCGUAGCUGGUGGAUUGGGGGCUUUGGUGGCGAGCAAAAACAACGAAAUCGCAACAAACCUCCAAUCGCCAUCCUCUUCUUCCUCAACCGCCACACCAACCUCGGCAUCCUCAUCAGUCGCCUUCGACCUAAGCAAACCCGCCGCCACGGACACGCCCAUCGCACUCAACAAGUGUCCCGGCACCAGCUCCGCGUUAACGUACGAGGUGCCCGGGACGAACCUGACGUUCAGCAAGGACUGCGGGACGGACUACCUCUACAACGACAUCGCGCAGGUGCCGGCCAAGAACUUUGAAGAGUGCGUGCGGUACUGCGCGGCGUUUAACCUGCAGCAGCAGUCGAGGAAGGGGCCCUGCAAGGGGGUCGUGUAUAUUUACGAGGGCGAGCAGGGGGAGGAUAGUAAUUGGUGCUGGAUGAAGUAUACCAAGAACAUGGUGCAGAAUGGGGCCAAGGAUUAUACCGAGUCGGCUUGGAUUUUAUGAGUCUUUUUGUUGUUGGUGGAAUUUCUGGAAGGGGGGGGAGGGCGCGUUCGGAAAGCUUGGUUUGGAGUCAUUGGUGUGUUACGGAUACCCAGUUGUCCCCCCCGUUAAUGAGAGACGUUUUCAAAACGGCUUAUGGUUUCUUCCUUCUGAUUCAUGCAGGAUUGCAUCGCCAUUCAUCGUUCCAGUGGUCGGGGAGUGACGGCCUUGGCCAUUGACGGCUCGUCCCGGGGGGCGAAGGGAGCGAGCGGGUCUCUGAGAACAGGACUCGGAAACAGGCCGAUUCGCCGACCAGCAACGAAACUCAGACGCAGACGCGGUCGGAAACUCUCACCAAUUAGAUACGGCCCCCAGCUGCCUUGCUAGCUCAAUCGGUAGAGCGUGAGACUCUUAAUCUCAAGGUUGCGGGUUCGACCCCCGCGUGAGGCUCAAAUCCUCGCAGCGA
Messenger RNA from Colletotrichum phormii, 1354 nucleotides. RefSeq lists its product as uncharacterized. The transcript is spliced from 2 exons. Bases 1 to 912 code for a protein of 303 amino acids. Lineage: Eukaryota; Fungi; Ascomycota; Sordariomycetes; Glomerellales; Glomerellaceae. The record is from RefSeq and is a predicted model, not a curated record.